GGGUGGCAGUAAAGAGCCACGACUCUCACUGCCAUUUAAGAAGAAGACUACUUCUGUGACGUUAGUUAUUCAUAAACAACAUAGCUCGUGGGCUUUCUAUUACGGUAUCUGGUUUGUUUGCUUGCUUUAAAUAUGCUGAAAAAGAAACCAAGUGGUUCGGAAAAGAAAAGAAAACACUCGCACUCCGAAGAACGACAAAACACCAACAAACGCCGCAGCUCAGAGUCACAAUUAGAGGACUCCAAAGAUGAGCUCGCCGACUCCGAGCUGGACCGGGUCGGCAGCGACAUCGAGGAAGGCGGCCUCGACCUCAGCGUGCCCUUCCAGCCAAUCAAAGCUUACAUCAGCAACAAGCGGGAGAUGCUGCAGCAGUGCUUCCACGUGUUGGGGGAGAAGAAGGUCCGGAAGAUGCUCCCCGAUGAGCUCAAGGACUGCAGUUUAGAAGAAAUCAAAACUCUCUGUUGGGAGCAGCUGGAACCAAUCUCAGAGAAAAAUCUCACUCAAAUUUUAGCAGGAGAAGAGAUAGCAGCCGGAAACAGUGAUGGAGGGACUUUAGAGAACCAACAGGAUAACAAUGUUGACUCCACUUCCUGCUUGAAAGAAAGCUCUAAAACCGAUGAUGUAAAACAAGAGGGAGGUGGCUCUGGCGAGGAGAGUGACGUCCUGAGCAUAAACGCAGACGCUUACGACAGCGACAUCGAGGGGCCGAAGGAGGAGCAGGCUGUCAAAGCCGACGAGGUGGUCGCGAAACCGGACAACGGCGGCGGUGAGCAAUCUGACCGGGCCUCCGUAAACCCCAAGCCAGCAGCUCCAGGGACAAAGAAGGACAUUCAGAGCGACAUAGACAAAAGCGUCAGCGAAAUCUUGGCUCUCUCUUCAACGUCGACUAAAGAGGAAGCUGUGGAAGCGAGCAGCGGGACGUCGCAGCCCGCGGCCGUCGAAGUGGCCGCUCAAGGCGGAGCUUCAGUUUGUUCGCCGUCGAUCCAACAGCUGGAGCUGCUGGAGCUGGAGAUGAGGGCGAGGGCCAUAAAGGCUCUGAUGAAAGCUGGAGACAAGAAAAAACUUUGUAUGACAAACAACAUUUAGCCCGUUUUGCUGAAAGUUGUAUUUAAUUCUUUCCAUGUAGAGCUUUUCACAUUUGACUUGAAGUCAUAUGACAAGUUAUUUUAAGACAUUACGGAAUGUCUCCAUCAUUAAAAUAUUGUUGUUUUGCAUAUAAUAGUUAUAAAGUGCGUUAUGGGAUCAGAGUUCCUGUGCGGCUUGGAAAAGUCUGGAAUUCAUUCGCAGGUUUUCUGAGUCUGGAUUUCUAUGGAAAAAGAAAAUGGAGCAUGGAAAAAUACUGCUUGCAGAUUCUCCAUGCCAUUCUUUAGUAAUUUUCUUUAUUUGUUUCUUCUCUCUUUACACCUCUACUUCUUUCUACUUUUGUUUUCCUUUUUCUCUCAUCACCCCUGUUUCUUCUUUCCUUUUGUGUCUUUUCAAUUCUGCCUUUCUUUAUUUUUCCUUCCUUCUUCUCUGUCAUCAACCCUGCUUAUUUUCUUUUCUUCCAUAUAUCUUCUUGCUUCCAAGACCUUCCCUUCAUUCACCUUUUCCAUCCUUGUUUGCUCCCGUUUUUCCUUCAUGCCUUCCUACUUUCACUUGUCCUUUUCUUCUGUUUUGACUUUCUUCCUCACUGCCUCACUUUCUUGUUCCCUACUCGAAAAACAAAGAAAGUAGACUUGACUUCUUCCAUUAAUCCUUAACGCCUUUCUCUCUGUCAAUUCAUAGUGAACUUUUUUAUUUGUACUUGAAAAGAAGUGUAAAAAAUUAGAAUUUGUCAAAUUUCAACCUGGAAAAGUUAAGAAAGACAAGUGGUCAUUUCCCUUUACGGUCACUAGAUGGCAGUGGCACUCUGUCCCCGAAGAGUGCAGGGACGCUUGACUGCAGUAACCUGUGCAGAGGACAUCCACUGUAUAGAUUUCAGUGCCUCAUCUUACAGUGAUACUGCAGCUCCCAUUUAGCCAGCAUUAGAACUGAACAUUACUGGGAGCAGCUAUUUGAAAUGAAGCAGUGUCCAGUCUGUUGGAGUAUUUAGAGCCAGGUCAAAGUUUUCACGCUAAAACCACAGAGUAUAUUACAAACUCUGCCUCUUUAAGUCUAAUUCUGAUUUCUAAAGUUGUUUGAAUUCACGCCAUCCUUUCAUUCAAAGGGUUUUUCUGUCAGUUUGAUAAAGAGUUGCUUUGUCUGAAUAUCAAUUGUUCAGUGUUUGUACGAGGCUACGCUUUCAGAGUGAAAUAUCCCUGCACCCUGCCGCCGCCCCUGCAGCACUCAAUGAAAUGUGCAGUAAGAACCCAGUUGCCUCUUCAAGCUAUUUGCAUUUAAAAGGUUUAUUUCAUGGUAGAGGUGAGGGUGGGAGGGUUAAAUGUGUCAUUUUCUGUGUAUUUAUCCAAAGGUGUCUUAGCGUUCCCCAAGGAUAGAAAAGAGGGGGAAAAAAAAGUCUACUUUGGUAAAGACGUCGAGAUGCUUGUUACGUCUGCGUCUGGUGUCCUUAUACCACCAUUAGAAGGCCAAUUACGAUCCGGUUGGCAUGAAUAAAACAUCACCCCAGAACAUACUUGUAGGCUGAAAAAUAGUUGAUGAUACUUUUUCAGACGAACCCUAUGAUCCAUGUUAAAAUAUUGAGCCCCAGCAUUUUCAAAGUGAAAAGAAGGUCAUACUUAAAGAACGAGAACAGUUCAUCUGUUUUGACGACACCUUUCAUUUAAAUUGGCAUUUGAAUCAAGGUCCUCUGACGGUGAGAAUUUUUUUCAAUUACCCUGUCAUUGUUAAGGUCAGUAUUUUACAGAUGCUUUAUUCUCCAUGUAUUAAAAUGUUUAAUAUCACAAAUCUGAAGUAUGGAACAGAUUCAAGGCUCUGCUAGGUUUGUUGAGCUAAUGUCUAUUUGAGAUAAUCAACAUUAAAGAUGAACAAUUGA
Molecule: messenger RNA, 2950 nt
Organism: Gambusia affinis (western mosquitofish)
Lineage: Eukaryota; Metazoa; Chordata; Actinopteri; Cyprinodontiformes; Poeciliidae
Product: caspase activity and apoptosis inhibitor 1
Exons: 6
Coding region: 133-1086 (317 amino acids)
Source: RefSeq, a predicted model, not a curated record